Messenger RNA from Vicia villosa (hairy vetch), 3079 nucleotides. Its product is annotated as gamma-tubulin complex component 3. Gene Ontology annotation, biological process: cytoplasmic microtubule organization; mitotic cell cycle; microtubule nucleation. The transcript has 3 exons. Gene Ontology annotation, molecular function: microtubule minus-end binding; gamma-tubulin binding. Bases 162 to 2705 code for a protein of 847 amino acids. Lineage: Eukaryota; Viridiplantae; Streptophyta; Magnoliopsida; Fabales; Fabaceae. The record is from RefSeq and is a predicted model, not a curated record. Gene Ontology annotation, cellular component: equatorial microtubule organizing center; spindle pole; centrosome.
AACAAUCAUUUCCCCCAUUAACCCCAAAAAAAGAAAUCAUUUCCGCGCCCACCCAAAAAUUAAAAAAAAAACCCACUCACUCUCUCACCCCAACACCCUCACACUUUCACCAAUCCCUACACGGCGCUCUAACGACACCGUUUCACCCUACGCCGGCAACAAUGGACGACGAAGAAGAACAACAAAAACUCCCAGAUCUCGUAAAAGCCCUCGUCCACCAUCUUCUCUCUCAAAACCUCCCCCCAAACUCCCCACCCUUAAACCCUAACUCCUCUCACUUCCGAAACUCCCUCCGUUACGCCCACCGCAUCCUCUCCAGCCACCUCACUCCCUCCAUAACCCCCGACGCCGCCGCCGUCGCCGAAUCCAUCAAACGCCGUCUCGCCACCGAAGGUAGAUCCUCCGAAGCCCUCUCAUUCGCUGACCUAUACACCAAAUUCGUUUCCAAAGCUGCCGAUGUUGAUAACAAGUGGGCCCUACUUCAUCUCUUUAACAUCAUUUCUCAAGAUCGUAAAACCGCUGUUAAAUCUCAACUCGAUGCUUCGGGUUUUCUCCCGAAUUUAACUAUCUCCGAUAACAACAACAAUGUUCCUCGCCGCAUCGAAAAUAAGGGAUGGAGCGAUGGAGUUGUUGUUCUUGCUAAGGAUCCUGAUAAUCGUCGCGACAUUGCGUUUCGCGAGUAUGUGAAAUUGGUUAAGGAGGAGAACGAUGUGACCGAGGAGGCUAUGGUGACUGAUGUGCUUUAUGCUUGUCAAGGAGUUGAUGGUAAGUAUGUGAAAUAUGAUAAUGAGAAUAGAUGUUAUGUUUUGUUGGAUUCGAUUAGGGUUUCGAGGGGAACUGCGGGUAUGGUUCAUAGGCUUUGUGAGUUAGGGGUUUUGUUUAAGAAGGUUGUUGGGUACAUUGAGCAGAGUUUGGGUCGUUUUCAGACGGAAGAUGUGGGAACGGUUGGACAAGCUUUUUGUUCUGCUUUGCAGAAUGAGUUGAGUGAUUAUUAUAAGUUGUUGGCUGUGCUUGAGGCUCAUUCGUCGAAUCCAAUUCCUUUGAUGUCUGAAUCUGCGAGUUCUGUUAAUUAUCUUUCUUUGAGGAGAUUGGCUGUUUGGCUUGCUGAGCCGAUGGUGAAAAUGAAGUUGAUGGCGGAUUUGGUUGAGAAGUGUAGGGUUUUGCGCGGAGGUGCGAUGGCAGGUGCAAUUCACUUGCACGCGAGACAUGGUGAUCCGAUGGUUCACGAGUUUAUGAAGAGGUUGCUUCAGCGUGUGUGUUCUCCGCUUUUUGAAAUGGUGAAGAGGUGGGUUUUGGAAGGGGAGUUAGAAGAUAUAUUUACUGAGUUUUUUAUUGUUGGACAGCCUGUGAAAGCUGAAUCUCUUUGGAGAGAAGGAUAUAGGCUCCACGAUGCCAUGCUUCCUUCUUUUAUUUCAGCUUCUCUUGCUCAGAGGAUUUUGAGGACUGGAAAGUCCAUAAAUUUUCUGCGUGUUUGCUGUGAGGACCGCGGUUGGGCUCAAGCUGCAACUGAAGUUGCCAUCGAUACAGGGGCUGCUGCAAGACGGGGUGGUUUUGGCUACGGUGAAACUGAUACUCUUGAGUCGUUGGUUGAUGAAGCUUCCAAAAGAAUUGAUAAGCAUCUAUUGGAUGUAAUUUAUGAGAGGUAUAAAUUCAAAGAGCAUUGUCUAGCAAUUAAGCGGUAUUUAUUGCUUGGCCAAGGUGAUUUUGUGCAAUAUCUGAUGGAUAUUGUUGGGCCUGAGCUUUCUGGGCCAGCUAACACUAUAAGCUCUUUCAAAGUUGCGGGAUUGCUGGAAACUGCUAUUCGAGCGUCAAAUGCUCAGUAUGACGACCCUGACAUUUUGGACAGGCUCAGGGUCAAAAUGAUGCCACAUGAAAGCGGUGAUAGGGGCUGGGAUGUAUUCUCACUGGAAUACGAUGCAAGAGUACCGCUAGACACUGUGUUCACAGAGUCUGUGAUGGCUAGGUAUUUAAGAAUUUUUAAUUUUCUCUGGAAGCUUAAAAGAGUGGAACAUGCACUUAUUGGAGCCUGGAAGACCUUGAAGCCAAACUGUAUAACUUCCAAUUCAUUUAUCAGAUUGCAAAGUUCAGUAAAGAUGCAGUUAGUUUCAGCAUUGAGGCGUUGCAAAGUUCUUUGGGUUGAAAUUAAUCACUUCAUCUCAAACUUGCAAUACUAUAUAAUGUUUGAAGUUUUGGAGAUAUCAUGGUCAAACUUUUUAAGUGAGAUGGAAGUAGCCAAGGAUCUUGAUGAUCUACUUGCAGCUCAUGAGAAAUAUAUGGAUUCAAUUGUAGAGAAAUCUCUUCUUGGAGAACUCUCGCAGUCGCUGUACAAGUCAUUAGUGGUAAUAUUUGAUCUUAUAUUACGUUUCCGGAGCCAUGCGGAUAUUCUAUACGAAGGCAUUCACGAGUUACAAGCAAAAAUAACGGAGUCCUCCCUAUCCUCUCGAGACCAGCAGAAAACACGAAAGAAAUCAAAAGAUAAGUCAUUGGAUGAAGGAUCCUGGAUUGCUGAUGGGAGGAAAGCGUUAACACAACGUGCUGGUGAAUUUCUUCGGAAAAUGGAACAAGAUCUAGAUGCAAUUACCAAGGAGUAUACAUCAUUGCAAGAGGACUUCAUUUCUCAGUUGCCUGUACAGCAGCAUGUUGAUCUUAAGUUUCUCUUUUUUCGUCUUGACUUCAAUGAUUUUUAUAGGCGGGUUGUGUCGUAGCAUAUAGGAAAGUUGUGAAUAUGACUGAGGAGCGGAUUGAAUUGUUUUCUCAAAAAGUAAGGAUUCAACGAAGACUUGCAAUUAGCUAACUUCCAUUGUGUAUUUGAGUUGAACAAUUGGUGGUGCUUACUUCCUUCAGACCAAAUAUUCAAUGAGCUAUGAUUAACUAAAGGUAGUUUGUUAUGGAUUUGAAGCUAUUCAUUUUCUGAUUGGAUUGGUGAUGUGAGGGAACACUUGUAAGUAUUUGAAUAUAUGAUUAUUUAGUUAGUGUCUUUGACAACUUUUAUUAGUUGUGCUAGAAAUUGUUCAUUCGUGUCAAAGAUUUUGUAUUGUUUGAAUGAAAAUGGCUGUCCCAAAAUCUAGUAUGUGUAUCA